AUGAAGACUCAAUCGAUGCAGAAUAAAGCCACCGAUAUACCAGAGAGAAAAGCAGAGCUCGUUCUAAACCCAGGGAGAAUGGACGUCAUGAGGAAUGGUGAGGACUUUUGGGAUCAGCCUUACUACUGGUUCACCAAGACUGUGUUCCGGGCGAUUGGUCACUGGCCGUAUCAAUCGCGAAAGGAAAUCAUCGUGUGCCGCAUUGUCCUACACUUCACUUAUUGGAUUCAAAUCAUACCCCAGAUCCUUGCGAUCGUACGUCACUACGACGACUUUGACCUCAUCUUGGAGACCACCAGUUCCUUCAUCACUGAUGUCGCAGUCAUUUGUAAUCUAGCCACAUUUGUAUUCAACUCUGAUAAGAUUCGGAUACUUCUGGAACAGAUCAAGGAAGACUGGAGUAUUUUUCCAGUGGACAACGGACUGCAAUUGCUCCAUGAAUACACUCUCUUGGGAAAACAAAGGGCUGUACUGUAUUCAGCUGGUCUUUACAGCGCGUGGUUCAUAUUCGUGAGUGAACCGGUGUACGUCAAAAUUGUUCGCCUCUUCAUUCCGUCGAACAAAAGUCUGCCUUUGAGAUUUGCCAUUCCCGUGGACUACGGUCCACUCGACAUGGAAGCAUAUUAUUACACUAUUUUAAUUGUUGCCGCUGUUUCCAUAUUUGGUAUUGUCACGGUGAUUGUCUCAGCAGAUAUUUUGUUAUUUCUUUAUGCACAACAUGCCUGUGGGGUAUUUGCAGCAUUGGGAUUUGCCAUUGAAAAUCUGCCGGUUGGUCGAUACACUUUGAAGAAAAUGGAGAAUUAUGAAUAUCUUUAUAUGAGAAAGUGUGCCAUCAUACAUCAUCGAGUACUUGAGUAA
Messenger RNA from Fopius arisanus, 858 nucleotides. RefSeq lists its product as uncharacterized. Lineage: Eukaryota; Metazoa; Arthropoda; Insecta; Hymenoptera; Braconidae. The coding region runs from base 1 to 858 and encodes 285 amino acids. Gene Ontology annotation, biological process: sensory perception of smell; detection of chemical stimulus involved in sensory perception of smell. Gene Ontology annotation, molecular function: odorant binding; olfactory receptor activity. Gene Ontology annotation, cellular component: plasma membrane. The record is from RefSeq and is a predicted model, not a curated record. The transcript is spliced from 5 exons.